AUGUCUCGCCGAUCUCUUGAAUCCCAAAGGCCUAUUAUGGCUCCCAGCCUCACUUCGAAGCGUACCUCCAAACGCUACUCAACCUACUCCGCUUCUCCUUCCUUUGCCACCACAACCAGCACCUAUUCAAAUUCACACACUCUCGUUUCCGGCUCUGGCGCUGCGAAUAUCACAGUCAGCCCCGAAACCGGUAUGGCAGAGAUCCGCCAUCUCACACAGAGCCUGGACAGGCUGGAGAACAAGCGUUUGUCGCAGCAGCGCUUCGUGCCCUCGCAGAAGAAGACCGAUGAUCUGAGCAAACUGAGCUUAGGCGCAAAGGUGGAGCGCGCCUUGGGCAGGAGAAUGUCAGACCAGGAUGCUGUCCUUCGCGUAAAGAGACCCGUCGCGAAGAAGACUAGUCCAUUCGCCAUCAUUGAUGAAAAGUCAGCCCUCAAGAUAUGA
Molecule: messenger RNA, 441 nt
Organism: Fonsecaea erecta
Lineage: Eukaryota; Fungi; Ascomycota; Eurotiomycetes; Chaetothyriales; Herpotrichiellaceae
Exons: 2
Coding region: 1-441 (146 amino acids)
Source: RefSeq, a predicted model, not a curated record